UUGCGUUGUUUUGUCAGUCUGCUGUCCGUAAUUUCUAAUAUCGGUUGCCGUUGAUACUACGCUAAAUUGUGAUUUGCUUAGUAUUACAGUAUAAACCUUUAUUAAACACAUAUCAACAAUAAUGGAUCAAAUCGCUAAGUUCGUCGAGCCUGGCAAGCAGUUCGCCAAGGACUCCAUCAGACUGGUCAGAAGAUGCACAAAACCAGACAGGAAAGAGUUCCAAAAGAUCGCGAUCGCCACCGCCAUCGGAUUCUGCAUCAUGGGUUUCAUUGGCUUCUUCGUAAAACUGAUACACAUUCCCAUCAACAACAUUAUCGUCGGAUCAUAAUUAUAGCAUAGUCUUAGAUAUAAACUACAUGUAAGGGCCCCAACAACUCUAAGUUAACUGUCUAACUUCCACAUCAAAUGUUUUUUAAAUAAAUUAUUUUCACUCCUCAA
This is a messenger RNA of Trichoplusia ni (cabbage looper), 438 nucleotides long. RefSeq names its product protein transport protein Sec61 subunit gamma. Lineage: Eukaryota; Metazoa; Arthropoda; Insecta; Lepidoptera; Noctuidae. The transcript has 3 exons. The record is from RefSeq and is a predicted model, not a curated record. The coding region runs from base 122 to 328 and encodes 68 amino acids. Gene Ontology annotation, cellular component: Ssh1 translocon complex; membrane. Gene Ontology annotation, biological process: post-translational protein targeting to membrane, translocation; protein targeting. Gene Ontology annotation, molecular function: transmembrane protein transporter activity.